CCAAUAAUAAUUGACCCAAAAAAAAAGAGCCUUCGUGCCAUCUUCAUCAGGUAACCAUAGAUAACGUCCAGGAAGGCCCCAUCACAACCCUAGCCCAAAACCCCUUACCCCCACCGCCGCUCCUCGCGCCGCCGCCGAGUCUCCUCAACAGGUAAGGAGAGGAAGAGGGCGAAAUGGUGAAGCACAACAACGUUAUCCCCAACGGGCACUUCAAAAAGCACUGGCAGAACUAUGUCAAGACAUGGUUCAACCAGCCUGCCCGCAAGCAAAGGCGACGCAUUGCUCGUCAAAAGAAGGCUGUGAAGAUAUUCCCUCGCCCAACUGCUGGCCCUCUUCGCCCCAUUGUGCAAUGCCAGACUCUCAAGUACAACAUGAAGUCAAGGGCUGGCAGAGGCUUUACCCUUGAGGAGCUGAAGGCUGCAGGCAUUCCAAAGAAGCUUGCUCCGACCAUUGGCAUUUCUGUAGAUCACCGCCGCAAGAACAAAUCCCUUGAGGGGCUGCAGGCUAAUGUCCAGAGGCUUAAGACAUACAAGGCCAAGCUGGUUAUCUUCCCAAGGCGUGCUCGCAAGGUCAAGGCUGGCGACUCCACUGCGGAGGAGCUUGCCACUGCCACCCAGGUCCAGGGUGACUACAUGCCUAUUACUCGUGGUGAGAAGCGUUCAGUUGAGGUUGUGAAGGUUACUGAGGAGAUGAAGUCAUUUGCGGCCUACGGCAAACUCCGUCUUGAGCGGAUGAACAAGAAACACCUCGGUGCACGCCAGAAGAAGGCGGCUGAGGCAGAGAAGGAAGAGAAGAAGUGAAGCAACCAGACGUAGUUACCAAAUUUUGUUCUAUCCCGUUUCAGUCACUACUCACUAGUGGAUGUUAACUACCAUCAAGUGCUUGGUCCAAGUUUUAUUUUGUUGCUGGAAAUAGAGAGCAGACGAUCCUUUUGGUGUCCUGCUCUUUGAUACCAGCUGGUACUUGUUUGUGAUCUCAGCUAUUGAGCUAUCUAAAUGGGAUCAUUGGCUUCCUGCCAACUUGUGCGUUUCUGCCGUUCUGGAUUGCUUCAUGUUUCACGAGUCCGCUCGAAACUCAUUAUAUCCGGAAACUUGCCUGCUGAAAUAAGCCUUGGCCGUGUUUAGUUUCUAAAGGGAAAAAAA
This is a messenger RNA of Sorghum bicolor (sorghum), 1142 nucleotides long. Its product is annotated as 60S ribosomal protein L13-2. Lineage: Eukaryota; Viridiplantae; Streptophyta; Magnoliopsida; Poales; Poaceae. Gene Ontology annotation, biological process: translation. The coding region runs from base 174 to 800 and encodes 208 amino acids. Gene Ontology annotation, molecular function: structural constituent of ribosome; RNA binding. The transcript has 5 exons. Gene Ontology annotation, cellular component: ribosome; cytosolic large ribosomal subunit. The record is from RefSeq and is a predicted model, not a curated record.